Molecule: messenger RNA, 1683 nt
Organism: Daphnia carinata
Lineage: Eukaryota; Metazoa; Arthropoda; Branchiopoda; Diplostraca; Daphniidae
Product: lachesin-like
Exons: 10
Coding region: 144-1418 (424 amino acids)
Cellular component (GO): neuron projection
Source: RefSeq, a predicted model, not a curated record
ACUUUUGAAUUUUUCAUAUUGAAUAACGUUGUGAAACGAUCGAUAACAUGCUGCCUAAAAGAGUGGAUGCUGAAUAAGUGAUCUCCUUCUCAUGGGAUUCUGUUUUCUGCUCAAAGACGUUUGAAAAGAAAAAUGUUCACCGUAUGAUGUCGAUCCAUACUGAUGGUGUUUCGAGGCCAACGAUCGAACAAGUAGGAGCCGGCAGCAGCGGGACAGUUAGCGGAGAACAGGCGCCUAUUUUCCUAGAGCCUGUUAACAAUGCCACCGUCGUAAUUGGAAGGGACGCCAGCCUCACCUGCACCGUAGAGCAUUUAGGGGCUAAUAAGGUUGCAUGGAUCCAUUUGGACCGUCACAUGAUUGUUGCCAUCCAUCAACAUCUCGUGACCCGAAUCCCGCGUUACAGCGCCACUCACGAUGCUCAUCGAAACACUUGGACGCUCACGCUUCGCGGUGCUCAACCGGAGGAUGCCGGAAGAUAUUUGUGCCAAGUCAAUUCCAACCCUAUGAUCACGCAAGUCGGCAUCGUUGAUGUCGUCGUGCCGCCGGUGAUUGUCGAUGCUGGCAGCUCUGCGUCGCACAUAACGAUCCGUGAAGGAUUAAGUUUGACGCUCACCUGUCGUGGUGAUGGAGUCCCAGCACCGAAAGUCACUUGGCGCCGCGAAGACGGACGCCCUAUUUUUCUCGGCGAGAAAAGAAAAGACGCAAUGAGUGACGGCGAAAGUUUGACACUCAACAAAAUUGGACGGACGGAAUCUGGAGCCUAUUUGUGUAUCGCUUCCAAUGGCGUCCCGCCAUCCGUUUCCAAAAGGAUCUGGGUCGAUGUGGAAUUUCCUCCAAAUGUUUGGGUUCCAGCUCAAAUAGUCGGAUUGCCACUGGGAGGAUCUGUUACAUUUGAUUGUUUCACUGAAGCUCAACCGAAGGCCAUUACUUACUGGGCUCGAACGUCAGGCGGCCCACCCGAAUCGGAUCUCGUACUGUUACCUAGUCGCAGGAUUCACGCCGAUUCGACCAGCAACGGCUAUCGGACACACAUGAACUUGACUAUCCAAUCGUUUGAAGCCAAAGAUAUAGGCACUUAUCGAUGUGUGGCUAAAAAUUCUCUUGGCGAAGCAGAAGGAUCAGUUCAGCUAAUGGAAACGGAACCGGAUAAUUCAAAUAACGACAUGAUUGUUGAAGAUUUCCCUAGCGUUGAAUCACGACAGACAACCCCACAGAAAACGACAGUGAUACCUCGAUCUACUGCUAAACCCAGCACGAGUACGUGGCAACAAGGGAAUCGGGUUCAGUUUAUCAGCAACAAUUCGUAUUCAACUGGACGCCAAUCAACAGUCCGUAACUCAGGUUUACCUUUGUUACCACGCUGGCCCCAGCAACUAACCACCGUUGUUCUCCUGGUCGUGGUCAACAAGUUACUUUGAUGAAUUGUUUCGUUGUGAGGCCGUACAUUAUCCCUGUUUUUCAAAUCUUAAAUAAUUUAUAUAUUUAAAAAAGCUUCAACUCAGGUUGGAUGCAAAGCCCCCGUGCUCACCAAAUGACAGUUUGCAACAAAAAUCUCCCCCCCAAAAAACAACCGUAAAUCCAUUUGACCUGUUCUUCGUUAUACCCAACAAUUGUUUUGUUUGUAAAUAUCACUAUACUUUUGCCGGUAAAUGCUGUAUACAUGCCAGAGAGAAAGAUUGGAAA